Messenger RNA from Leptidea sinapis, 863 nucleotides. Its product is annotated as sodium channel protein Nach-like. Gene Ontology annotation, molecular function: ligand-gated sodium channel activity. Gene Ontology annotation, cellular component: membrane. The record is from RefSeq and is a predicted model, not a curated record. Gene Ontology annotation, biological process: sodium ion transmembrane transport. The transcript has 9 exons. Lineage: Eukaryota; Metazoa; Arthropoda; Insecta; Lepidoptera; Pieridae. Bases 9 to 863 code for a protein of 284 amino acids.
GCUCAUUGAUGUUUCGAGAAGUGUUAACAAUAAAUGGAUACUGUUGUCAAUUCGACAUCACUUAUUUUAGUCAAUUCGUUUCAAAUACUACUUACUUGAGAGCUGGCACAGAAGUAUCGGAUGCGCUUGAAAUCAAAGUAAAAACACAAAAAAUAGAGAGCAAUGGGACUUCAACAGAUAGUUAUCUUCUGAUGUACAUUUUCGACCAAUUCAGUAACCUGACACUUCUUGAGAAUUCUAUAGCACUAAGCCCAGAUAUGUUCUUCGAUGUUAGUGUCGACGUAUCCAUGAUAGACUCAUCCUCUGAUGUCACAUCACUAUCAGUGAAGAGCAGAAACUGCUUCGUAGAGUCGGAUGGUUUUAACACGAAUUCGUACCAAAGUUGCGUUACAAUGUUGUUAUUGAAGAUAGCAGCUGAUUACUGCCAAUGUUUACCAUUCUAUUAUACAUCACAAAAUUUGAACCUAGUCAACGAGUAUCUGCCAUGCAAUUGGGCGGGACAUGUGUGUAUAUAUCAGAUGUUAGGCCAGGUUCAAGAAGAUUUACGCAAGAUAUUGUCAAACAACGAUUGUUACCAGAAGUGCGAUUUCGUACAGUAUGAAACUGAAGCAGACUUUAUAAAAGAAGAUAGAAAUGCGAGGGAGGACGGUAUGACUCGGGUGGCAGUACAUUACGCUAAUAACAUGUGCAUUAAAUACAGAAGAGAAGUACUUUAUACUUGGGAUCAGAUGCUCGCAAAUCUCGGUGGAAUCUUUGGUCUAUGUUUGGGAGGAUCCAUCAUCAGCAUUAUAGAGAUCAUUUGGUUUAUACUGGAGAUCAUUGGUUUUAUGCCCAGAUCACUUCCUUCAAAAGUUAGAGCUUAG